AUGUCGGAUCAGGCAGCAAGGCCCGCCAAAGUUGUGGGUUGGUACACUUCAGUGCCCUCGGGACCCACCGAGGACAUGAAGCUUCAGCUUCAAUAUCAAGAGAACUUCACAGGUUCUUGUGUUGGCCUUCGCUUCGGGCGGCCCACGGCCGCAGUGGCCAGGCUGGCAGUGGAUGCCUUCAGAAUGACUAAGUCACGAGGACGGAUGGCUCGCGUGCCCUUGCAGGUGGAAGUGGUUCCGCUGUGUAGCCUGGUCGCGCAGGAUUGCAGCUCGCUGCAGCCUACUUGCCAGCCCACUGUGCUAGCUCUGCGGCAGGUGGUGAGAGACAUGCAGCAGGCCAGGCAGGGCAAGGCAGCCAACAAAGUGGAAUUGGCUACCGAGUUGCAGUUGCUCUGUGGGCAGUACGAAGGACUGUGCCGGAUGCUGGAAUCUGAGGUUCCCAUACUGGACAACUUGCUCGAAGAUUUGAACCACAACAGCAAGGUGCUGGAGGAGGUUUUUGUGAAGGCAGAAAAAGAUGCCAGACGACAGGCUGAGGAGCACGCGGCUCGUGUUUCCACAAGGUCAUCAACCCAAGCUCUGGAUAUCUCACCUGCCCGCGAUCCGGCAGAGGCUAAUCCGGCUUCCAGCCGCCAGCAUCCCGCAGAGCUGUCGGGCAGCACAGGCUCAGCUCCGCGUGUCAGCGGACCUGCAGUCAGUGCCGAGGCAGAGAUGACCUUUGGAGCAACAGGUGAGGCCGAUGAGGUGUCAACAGAGCCAGUGAAGAAGGUUGCAAAGACAGGAAGCUUCCUCGACAAGCUUAUGAGCAGUCGAUCGGGCAGCACUUCUACAGGCGCGACAGGCCCUAGAGGUGGUGCCUUGCCAGCGGAGCGUUUGCCCAGCUCUGCUGGGCCCGCAGCUUCACAGGAGCGAUGUGCGGGGCAGGUGAAGAAAGGCCUGGAGCUCGUCCCAUGCCGGGGGAAGCCGAAGGCGAACAGCAUAUACUGUGCUCGGCACAGCAAGAUGAAGGAGCCUGAGCCGCGCGCUGCGACGAAUGCUAGUGCGGCCAGCGCGGCCAGCGCGGCUAGCGCGGCUAGCGCUGAUGCCAGAUUGCCGACGGCUGCAUCGUCCGAUGAGGUACCAAAGGUUGCGGAGCCAUCCAAUGUCAAGAGAUCGCUUCUCAAGCGUGGUCGGCACAUCUCAUCUGAGACACAGGACCAGGAGAGACGUCGGGAUUGA
This is a messenger RNA of Symbiodinium natans, 1218 nucleotides long. NCBI's taxonomy places the organism in Eukaryota, Dinophyceae, Suessiales, Symbiodiniaceae. The record is from the annotation of a GenBank genome assembly.